Messenger RNA from Antechinus flavipes (yellow-footed antechinus), 8837 nucleotides. RefSeq names its product GLI family zinc finger 3 (gene GLI3). Gene Ontology annotation, molecular function: RNA polymerase II cis-regulatory region sequence-specific DNA binding; DNA-binding transcription factor activity, RNA polymerase II-specific. Gene Ontology annotation, biological process: regulation of transcription by RNA polymerase II; smoothened signaling pathway. The transcript has 15 exons. Bases 210 to 4964 code for a protein of 1584 amino acids. Gene Ontology annotation, cellular component: nucleus. NCBI's taxonomy places the organism in Eukaryota, Metazoa, Chordata, Mammalia, Dasyuromorphia, Dasyuridae. The record is from RefSeq and is a predicted model, not a curated record.
GAGAGGAGAGAGAGAGAGAGAGAGAACAGCAAAAAGUGCAGAGCCCCAUCCUGAAGUUUCCCGGGGCGGGCCGGCGGCCCCCUCCCCCGGCUCUCUCGCCCCUCCCCCCGGGCCGGGCCGCGGCAGGCGCUUGGAGUUCCCCAUUGGCUCGUCGGUCCAUCCGCCCAGGUACAGUUCCCCUGAAAGAGCUGAUGGAAUGAGAAGCCAUCAUGGAGGCUCAGUCCCACAGUUCCACAACCAGUGAGAAGAAGAAGGUGGAGGCUCCCAUCGCCAAGUGCCCCACGCGGGCAGACGUCAGUGAGAAAGCCGCAGCCUCCAGCACCACAUCCAAUGAGGAUGAAAGUCCUGUACAGACUUAUUCCCGAGAGAGGAGAAACGCAGUGGCCAUGCAGCCCCAAAGCGGGCAAGGGCUCGGUAAGAUCAGCGAGGAGCCUUCCACGUCCAGCGAGGAGAGGGCCUCGCUGAUAAAGAAGGAGAUCCAUGGAUCCCUGCCCCACCUCGCAGAGCCUUCGGUGCCAUAUCGAGGCACAGUGUUUGCCAUGGACCCCAGGAAUGGCUACAUGGAGCCUCAUUACCACCCUCCUCAUCUUUUCCCAGCAUUCCACCCUCCGGUCCCGAUCGAUGCGAGACAUCAUGAGGGACGUUACCAUUACGACCCGUCUCCCAUCCCUCCACUGCACGUGCCUUCUGCCUUAUCAAGUAGCCCAACGUACUCCGACCUGCCCUUCAUUAGAAUCUCCCCCCACAGAAACCCCGCAGCCACGUCUGAGUCGCCUUUCAGCCCCCCGCACCCGUACAUCAACCCUUACAUGGACUACAUCCGCUCCCUGCACAGCAGCCCGUCUCUGUCCAUGAUCUCGGCGGCCCGUGGCCUCAGCCCCACCGAUGCCCCACACGCGGGUGUCAGCCCCGCGGAGUACUAUCACCAUCAGAUGGCCCUGUUGGCGGGCCAGCGCAGUCCGUACGCAGACAUCAUUCCUUCUGCAGCAGCUACCGGAGCUGGGGCCAUUCACAUGGAGUACCUUCAUGCCAUGGAUAGUACCAGAUUCCCCAGCCCCAGACUGUCCACGAGGCCGAGCCGGAAACGGACGCUGUCCAUCUCCCCGCUGUCCGACCAUAGCUUUGACCUUCAGACCAUGAUAAGGACAUCGCCCAACUCCCUGGUCACCAUCCUCAAUAAUUCCCGCAGCAGUUCGUCGGCCAGCGGCUCCUACGGCCACUUGUCUGCCAGCGCGAUAAGUCCUGCUCUGAGUUUCACGUACCCUCCCACCCCGGUCUCCUUCCAGCACAUGCAUCAGCAGAUUUUAAGUCGGCAGCAGAGCUUAGGAUCUUUCGGACACAGUCCUCCACUCAUCCACCCGGCCCCGACCUUUCCGACUCAGAGACCCAUUCCCGGCAUCCCGAGCGUCCUGAACCCCGUUCAAGUGAGCUCUGGUCUGUCGGAGGCCACGCAGCAAAACAAGCCCACGAGUGAGUCUGCGGUGAGCAGUACGGGGGAUCCGAUGCACAAUAAACGAUCCAAGAUCAAAGCCGACGAAGAUCUGCCCAGUCCGGGAGCGGGAAGUCUGCAGGAGCAGCCCGAAGGAAUGACCCUGGUCAAGGAGGAAGGGGACAAGGAUGAAAACAAGCAGGAGCCUGAAGUGGUCUACGAGACAAAUUGUCACUGGGAGGGCUGCGCCAGGGAGUUUGACACCCAGGAGCAGCUCGUGCAUCACAUAAAUAAUGAUCAUAUCCAUGGGGAGAAGAAGGAGUUUGUGUGCCGAUGGCUAGACUGCUCAAGAGAACAGAAACCCUUCAAGGCCCAGUAUAUGCUGGUAGUCCAUAUGAGACGUCACACGGGAGAGAAACCACAUAAAUGCACUUUUGAAGGUUGUACCAAGGCCUACUCCAGACUAGAAAACUUGAAAACCCACUUGAGAUCUCACACUGGAGAGAAACCGUACGUCUGUGAGCACGAGGGCUGCAACAAGGCGUUCUCCAAUGCCUCGGACCGAGCCAAACACCAGAACAGGACCCAUUCCAAUGAGAAACCAUAUGUGUGCAAGAUCCCCGGCUGCACUAAACGGUACACAGACCCCAGCUCCCUCCGCAAACACGUGAAGACUGUGCAUGGCCCCGAGGCUCAUGUCACGAAGAAGCAACGCGGGGACCUCCAUCCCCGGCCUCCCCCUCCUCGGGAGCCUGGAAGCCACGGCCCAUCCCGAUCUCCUGGCCAGCAGACUCAGGGGGCCUUGGGCGAGCAGAAGGACCUCAACAAUUCUACCUCAAAGCGGGACGAAUGCCUGCAAGUGAAAACAGUCAAGUCUGAGAAGCCAAUGACAUCUCAGCCAAGCCCUGGUGGUCAGUCUUCAUGCAGCAGCCAACAGUCCCCCAGCAGCCCCUAUUCCAACAGUGGGAUCGAGCUCCAUCUGACCAACGGAGGCAGUAUAGGAGACCUCAGCGCCAUUGACGAAACCCCCAUCAUGGACUCUACCAUUUCCACGGCAACCACCGCUCUUGCCUUGCAAGCUCGGAGGAACACGACAGGGACCAAAUGGAUGGAGCAAGUAAAAGCAGAAAGAUUUAAACAAGUGAAUGGAAUGCUUCCACGACUGAACCCCAUCCCACCUCCAAAAGCCCCUGUGUUAGCUCCUAUCAUAGGAAACGGAAUACAGUCCAACCCCAGCUGCAGCAUGAAUGGGCCCAUGACUAUCCUUCCCAACAGGAACGACCUGUCCAGCGUCGACGUCACCAUGCUGAACGUGCUGAACCGACGGGACAGCAACACGAGCACCAUCAGCUCGGCCUACCUGAGCAGCCGCAGGUCCUCGGGCAUCUCCCCCUGCUUCUCCAGCCGCAGGUCCAGCGAGGCUUCCCAAGCUGAAGGCCGGCCCCAGAACGUGAGCGUGGCCGACUCCUACGACCCCAUCUCCACGGACGCCUCCCGCCGCUCCAGCGAGGCGAGUCAGGCCGAUGGGCUGCCCAGCCUCCUCAGCCUCACCCCUGCGCAGCAGUACCGGCUGAAGGCCAAGUACGCGGCAGCGACCGGGGGGCCCCCUCCCACCCCCUUACCCAACAUGGAGAGGAUGAGCCUGAAGACGAGGAUGGCCCUGAUGGGGGACUGCAGGGAGUCCGGUCUCUCCCCAUUCCCCCCGGUCAACCCUCCCCGAAGAUGCAGCGACGGGGGAAGCAACAGUUACGGGCGGAGGACCCUUUUGCCUCACGACAUGCUGGGGAACGGGAUGCGAAGAGCCAGCGACCCCGUCCGGAUGGUCUCAGAGAACCUUUCUUUGCCUCGAGUUCAGCGUGUCAACAGUCUUAAUAGCUUUAACCCUCCCGUGAUGCCUCCAGCCGUGGAAAAACAUAAUUUUGCGCUCCAGAAUUACACUCGCCCCGAGGGCGGCCUCUUCCGUAAUUUCUACUCUUCUCCUUGUCCUCCGAGCAUCAGUGAGAACGUGACCUUGGAGUCUUUGACCAUGGAGCCCGAUGCCAACCUGAACGACGAGGACUUCCUGCCCGAUGACGUGGUGCAGUACCUGAACUCCCAGGGCCAGGGCGGCUACGAGCAGCACUUCUCGGGCGGCGUUUCCGAGAACGGCAAAGUGUCCCACGGGAUGGUCAACGGCCAUCACGGGCUCGACCAGCCCCACCUGCCCAACGGCCACGGCGUCUCUCAGUAUCACGCCCCGGAGCCGCCCAGCUCGGAAGCCAGCAAGAGCGACCUCCCCAUCCAGUGGAACGAAGUCAGCUCCGGGAGCGCCGACCUGUCCCCGUCCAAGCUCAAGUGUGGCCAGCGCCCGUCGGCCCUGCAGGCCCGCGCCUUCGGUUUAUACAACAACAUGGUCGUGCAGCAGCAGAACCUUUUGCGGAACGGGGUUUCCCAAGCCAAUGGGUACCAGCAGCUGGUGGAAAAUAGUUCCUGCGGCCUUCAGGAGAACUUGCUCCCUAAUAGCAGCGGGGGCGGUAACGGUACCAACGGAGCUUCUUUCCAUCUGCAGCCCGGCAAGGCUCAGCAGUAUGCGGACGGCCUCAACAGGCAGGCGGCCGUUGGGGGAACUCUAGACGGUCCCUGUGGCUCCUUGAUUUCGGGACAGAAGCUGAGAAGCAGCAGCAUGGCCCUGAAUGGAAGCCAGCCAAACUACGGCAUGGCAGGAGCCGCCAGCGAGCUUCCCAGCAGCGUGGCCAACGGAACGCAGAGCCAGGCGGGGCUCCAGGGUCAGGCACUGGGCGAAGGCCCUCACUUCCCGGCCGUCAGUCGUACCGGGCAGAUGAUGUUAGGGCAGCUCAGUCCUACCUCACAAAGCAACGUCUAUCAGGGGUCAGAGAGCUGUCUGCCGGCCUCCCACGGCAUUGGGAAUCAGCAAUCGAGUUUGGCCGUGGCCAAGACUUACCAGCCAUAUGCCAACUACGGGGGCGGUAGGCGGCAAAUAAUGCUGAGGAACAGCCUGGCCCAACAGCAAGGACACGUCAGUGACGCCAAUCCGACCUGCAGGGUCAAUGGUAUUAAGAUGGAGACCCAGGGUCAGUCACAGCAGCUCUGCUCUAACGUGCCCCAUUACUCUGGUCAGUUGUAUGACCAAACCCUGGGCUUUAGUCAGCAAGACAUGAAAACAGGUUCUUUCUCCAUUUCAGAAGCUAACUGCUUGCUUCAGGGAACUGGCACUGAAAACUCUGAGCUGCUCUCCCCAGGUGCUAAUCAGGUGACCAGCACAGUCGAUAACAUUGAUAGCAACAGCCUAGAAGGGGUGCAGAUUGAUUUUGAUGCAAUCAUAGAUGAUGGGGACCACGCUAGCUUAAUUUCAGGAGCCCUGAGUCCGAGCAUCAUUCAGAAUCUUUCCCACAAUUCCUCUCGCCUCACCACUCCACGAGCAUCUCUGACAUUCCCCGCCCUGCCUGUUAAUACCACCAACAUGGCAAUUGGGGACAUGAACUCUUUGCUGACCUCCCUUGCAGAAGAAAGCAAGUUUCUAGCAGUGAUGCAAUAGAAGUUGGGAAAAUUAAGAUAAAAGAAAAAAAAAAAAACCAGAAACAACUUUAGGAAUUUUAAAGGUGAAAUGGAUUCUUUUUAGUUGUGUAUGUAUUUUUGUAAUCUCAUCUCACCUGAAUGGGAUGUGUUUCAAGUAUAUUCCUUUUAUGGAAAAGGGACUCUGAGAAACCCUAAAGUGUUGUAGGGAGAAACUGUCUUCCAUUUCAAUUUUGAAUCAGUAUUGUUAGCCCCAUUCCUCUUCCCCCUCCUCCUCCUCCUCCUUGUCCUUGUCCCUUUUCAUUUUUAAAGCUCUGUAACCUGUUUUUGAAUUGUAAACCAGUGUAAAUGUGUCAUGUGCAUGUUUUCCAUUUUUUUAAAAAAGAGAAGUCCAGGGAAAGGAUGUGAUAGUUUUUAUUACGCAAAAGAUACACGGUUGUUGCGACUGACUUCCCAAGGAUGAUGUUUCUAUUUUUUUGUUUUGUUUUUUAUUUCCAUUUUGAUAUUGAUUACACUGGGCACAAUAAGCAGAGAAUAAAAUGUGAUCCCCAUACCAAUGUAUAAUACCAAAUGUAUUGUAUGCUAUGUCCAACAGACUUACAACAUCAUCCCCUCUCAUGCCCACUGUCCUGCCUCCCAGCUUAGUUGAAUCCAUAGCAAACUUGUUAUUGCCGUGGGUCCAGGGAAAUAAGGGAACUGUUACAGAUAAACUAUGACAUUCUCCAUGUUUUUGCUCUUCCCACCCCGCACUUCUCCCGAGAUAGUCUGUGAAUUGAAAUGUGUAUGAAUGAGUCUGUGUUAAUGGUCACUUCUCAGGUAUCUUUUUUUUUCCUUUCUUCUUUUUUACUCUCUCUUUCUUUCUGACUUUUAGACAUUCCUCUGCUUUAGUAGCACUUCAGCCAGAGAGAGAGAAAGGGAAAGAAGUGAUAGUCUGGUUAGAUAAUUGGGAAAAAUGUUUGGUGAAUGCUGAGACUAAAACUAUUGGGUAAAAUAAUAUGUAGGGCGGAUCCAUGAGUCAUCUUCUCUAUCCCCCAGAGAGUAUGGACCAUUAAUUGUUUGUAGCAUUUUAAUCAUGUUACGCACAUAAGCCCACUGCUGGCUGUGUAUUUAGCAUCUGUCAACUGCAACAAUCAUGAAGGAGUAUUUCUACAUAAAACCUGAUUUUAAGAAACUUAUAAAAGAGUCAGCGAGGAAAAAAAUUACUUUGUUUUUGGUAUUGCACUUAGUUAUAAAUUGGCCGACUUAUUUUCUGAAUUUUCUUGGAAGUAUAAGAAGCUCUAUACAAUCAUUGUCUUUUUUCCACCAGUAUCUAUUAAAUACCGCAUCAGUUUUGAAAAACUGAAUUUUACAAUUCUUUUUGUCCAUAAUGUAAAAUAGGAGCUCUUUUUUUUUAUUUUGGAGUGAAAUUGUUUAGUAUUUGACAGAACUCUUUCCCCCAUGCAACAAAUACUCCAUGGGUUGUUCAGGUUACUGUUUUUUAUAUGUAGAUUAUAGGAAUAAGAGGUAGAAACACCUUAAAAAACUUGCCAAGCCCUGUCCCAUUUUGACUCACUAGAAGUGAAAGUGAGGGCUACAUUGCUUCUCUCUCCAUGCCAUCCCAAUCUGGGAUGCUGGAGAGGGAUUUUGGUUUUGUUGUGUUUGAAUCAGGUACAUGUUGGACUAAUUGGCUUCUGAAUUUCCUUCCAUCUAUCAAGAUUCUGUAUCUCAAAGGGUCAUAAAUCAAUUUUGUACCUCUUCUACCUUUUUCUGCAUUUAAAUUUGUGUUAAAAAAGGUGGGGGGAAUUUAAAAGGAAGAAAAAAAAAGAUUAGAAUCACUAUCCUUUCCCCUAUGUAUUCCCCUGUUAAAUAAUCCAAACAUUCAAACCAUCACUAUUUUAUUAUUUUAGGUGAUAGGAUCAUAAAGAUCUGAAAGGGACCUUUGAAAUAAUUAAGUGCAAUGUCCUCAUUUUACAGAUGAAGAACCAGGAGUCAAAAAAGCAAAUGCCUAAGAUCAUACACUUAUGUUACACUUCGAGGUCAAGCAUUUUUUUUUUUUUUGAAGGGGAGGCAAUUGGUGUUAAGUGACUUGUCCAUGAUCACAUAACUAGGGAGAUAGGAUUUGAACUCAGGCUUUCCUGACUCCAGAUUUGGUGUUGUAUGUAGUGUACCAUCUAGCUCCCUAAGGCCAAGCAUUUGCAAAAUAGAGAUGAGACAGAAUCUCAUUGCUCAUGACACCUACAGGUGACUAACUGGUUCUCUCCUGCUAUUUCCUGCUUCCUCCCUCCCUCUUCAUCCCCUUAUUAACAUUUCUGUAGAAACUGCUUUGUUUGAAAUCAAGAAAAUGACCCUAUUUGUCUUAGAAUACAAGAAAAUAUUAGGAAAUAUGUGAAGAGGAAGGGGCCCCAUGGCACAUGACUCAUCCCUAAAACUAGUCAGUGCAUCCUGUCCUAUAGAGGAUUCUUUCUCUUAUUUACCAGAUCUCAUUGUCUCCAGAUUUUAGGUUUCUCCUAGGAGCACAUAAGAGCCUUGUGAGUCCCAAUUCUUGUGAGGAGUGACAGAACUGAACCUUGAUAGGGUGCAGGGUUCACUGUAUAUGAAGAAAAGGUACCAAUUAGCAGGUUUCAGAAUGGGGCAGCUAGAAUCAGUGACACUUGACCAGAGUUUUGUUUUUUAGCUCUUGAACCCACUUAUUAUGUAUAUAGUUGCCCUGGUAAACAUAGAAUAAAGAGCCCAUGACCAGGCAUCCAUUCUAGAAAUUGAGCAGCAUGAUCAAGCUUCCUACAAAUGCCCAUGAUCAUAAACACACACAUGCACACACCCCUAGAAGAACUGACAGAAUCUUAAAGACCCACUUGCUUUUUUCUUUUUUUUUUAACUUGAAGUUUCUUCUCUGUUGUCCAGAGAGCCAUUUCUUCAUUUUAUUUAUUGGAACAGGUCUUUUAUCUACCAUCCUUCUUGUUCAAUGUGCAGUUGCUCUCCAUCUUGCCAAUGGCAUCAAUGUUUGGGAUAAAAGUUUACCUCAUUCCAAUAUGAAUGAUCCAUGAAAGGUAUUUCCAGUAACAAGGUACAGUUCAGUAUUAAGAAGGUACUUUUGAGGUUACCUCAGAGCAUACCUACUUUCAUAGCCUUCCCGGCUCACUUCUUGGUGAAUGCAAAUAUUAAACCUUUCCCAUCCCUUCCCCUAGCUGCAGCAUCCUGUGUCCUUUCUGCCUUUCAUACUCCAUGUUUAAGGGAGAUAUGAGGCUCCACAUAACACUGACUUCGAGGAGGGUCUGCAAAUGGUACUUCUGCAAGUUAUCCCUGUCUCUUUGAAGAAAGAAAAAUAAAUGAUUUAGGCCAACCCACAUUUUCAGACUUGGACAACCAACAGUGUUUCCAUUCUUACAAUGUAUGUGCCUUAUUUUACGUUAAUCUUGUCAACAAGAGGGACCAAGACAUUUUGCCCAACGAGCGCAUGGAGGGUGCUCUCGUUGGUCAGCCAAGAGCAUGUGCCAUUUUCCAUAAUCUGAACCAUCAUGUCAACUUCUGAUGCUCAUUGUUCCCUUGUCUGAAUGUUCCCUGGAAGUUUCCUUUUGUGCAUCCUGCAGAUGUGUGUAAGAUAAACCUACUAUUUCCUUCCCCAGCCCAGUCUUUUUAGCUGUUUUUUUAAAUAAAAUGUGUAAUCCUUUCUUUACAAAAAAUGUAAAUACAUUUAUGUAUCAGUAGGACUAGUGUUGGGGUGAAACAGGGCCUUAGGUCCUCCUUUGGAUAAACCUGCAGUUGUGAUGGGAUGCUUUAAUGCCUUGCAUCAAACUGAAGGGUUUAUAGUACCAUGGACAGAACCCCUGGAGUUUUGCUUUCAGAACCACUUAGUUCUUUCAUAACAAAGAAAAACAAUGUUUCUUACAAUGUCAAUAAAAAGCCCUUUGUACUUAAA